CGGGCGCCUGCGCAGUCGGGAGGGUCGCGCUCACGGCGAGGGGACACCGGAGACCUCUGGAGCGCGUCGGAGCGGGGGCUGGGCACCCGCUGGGCUGCGCACGGCGGCGCCAUGGCGGAGGAGGAGCUGGAGGCGCUGAGGAAGCAGAGGAUGGCCGAGCUGCAGGCCAAGCACGGGGAACCCGGAGAUGCAGCACAACAGGAAGCAAAGCACAGGGAAGCAGAAAUGAGAAACAGUAUCUUAGCCCAAGUACUGGAUCAGUCAGCCCGGGCCCGGUUAAGUAACUUAGCACUUGUAAAGCCUGAGAAAACUAAGGCAGUAGAGAAUUACCUUAUACAGAUGGCAAGAUACGGACAACUAAGUGGGAAGGUAUCAGAACAAGGUUUAAUAGAAAUCCUUGAAAAAGUAAGCCAACAAACAGAAAAGAAAACAACAGUUAAAUUCAACAGAAGAAAAGUAAUGGACUCUGAUGAUGACGACGAUUAUUGAAUUUAAAAUAUUUAGAGACUGGAACUUAACGGAACAGUUUAGAACAGACUCAUAUUUGGCAGAUGUUACGAACCAGCUGAAUGUUUACUUUUGUUUAUUGUCUAUAUGCCUAUAAAAAAUAAAGUUGUUAUGCAAAGUAAAACAA
Erinaceus europaeus (western European hedgehog) is the source of this 634-nucleotide messenger RNA. RefSeq names its product programmed cell death 5 (gene PDCD5). NCBI's taxonomy places the organism in Eukaryota, Metazoa, Chordata, Mammalia, Eulipotyphla, Erinaceidae. Gene Ontology annotation, cellular component: cytosol; nucleus. Bases 112 to 489 code for a protein of 125 amino acids. The transcript has 6 exons. Gene Ontology annotation, molecular function: DNA binding. The record is from RefSeq and is a predicted model, not a curated record.